AUGGCAGGCGAAGAGAGGAACAUGCCGUUCAUCAAGAACCUGGCAUCAAGCGACCGCAAAGCCCGAGAAAAGUCGAUCGAAACGCUGCGCACCUUUCUGACCGCGAGCACAACGUCGCGCUCGCUGUCGGCCCUCGACAACCUCAAGCUCUGGAAGGGCCUGUUCUACUCGCUGUACAUGUGCGACCGGCCGAUCCCGCAGCAGAACCUGUGCGCCGAGCUGGCCGCCCUGGCCGACGUGCUGCCCGACGACGCCGUCGCCCCCUGGUUCACCGGCUUCUGGGACGUCAUGAGCCGUGAGUGGACCGGCAUCGACGUCUUGCGCCUCGAAAAGUUUUUGCUGCUGGUCAGAAGGGUCUUUGCCAAGAGCCUGGUCUGGGUGCGCGAGGGCAAGGGCAAGCAGGCCGCCAAGAGAAAGGCCGACAUGCUCGGCUUGUUCAUUGAGUGGCCUCUCGAGACCUCAGGCGAUCUCAAGAGAGUCCCCGUCGGCCUGAGGUUGCACGUCUUGGAUAUUUGGGUCGACGAGGUUGAAAAGGCCGGCUUCCUUAGCGACGAUGCCACGGAGCAGGACGCAGAAUUCCUCACAGACUUCAAAGCCAUACUGGACGAGAUGAUCAAAAACACCGUGACUCCGGUCAAAUCAAAGGCGAAAGAGAGCCGAAAGGACGACAGAUUACCCUGGAAUGCCAAGAAGGCGGACGACGAAGAGGACGACGAGAUGGACGACGACAGCGAUCAGGAAGAAGAUGGCUGGGGCGGCUUCCGGGAUUGA
Pestalotiopsis fici W106-1 is the source of this 771-nucleotide messenger RNA. RefSeq lists its product as uncharacterized. NCBI's taxonomy places the organism in Eukaryota, Fungi, Ascomycota, Sordariomycetes, Amphisphaeriales, Sporocadaceae. Gene Ontology annotation, biological process: rRNA processing. Gene Ontology annotation, cellular component: preribosome, small subunit precursor; preribosome, large subunit precursor; nucleus. Bases 1 to 771 code for a protein of 256 amino acids. The record is from RefSeq and is a predicted model, not a curated record. The transcript is spliced from 2 exons.